Messenger RNA from Colletotrichum paranaense, 1806 nucleotides. RefSeq names its product HET domain-containing protein. The transcript has a single exon. The coding region runs from base 1 to 1806 and encodes 601 amino acids. The record is from RefSeq and is a predicted model, not a curated record. NCBI's taxonomy places the organism in Eukaryota, Fungi, Ascomycota, Sordariomycetes, Glomerellales, Glomerellaceae.
AUGUGGCUCAUCGACACCACGAGUCUGAAGCUUCAUGCUUUCAUGCCUCCAGACCUCCCACCGUACGCCAUACUAUCUCAUACCUGGGGAUCCGGAGAAGUGACCUUCCAGGAGCUUGCAGGUCUAAAUACUGCCAAAGAAAAAGCCGGCUACACCAAAAUCCGGAAGACAUGCGAGCUCGCCAGGCAGAAUGGUCUGGAGUGGGCAUGGGUGGACACCUGCUGUAUCGACAAAUCCUCAAGUGCCGAACUCUCGGAGGCGAUCAACUCAAUGUUCGAGUGGUACGAGCUUUCAGCCAUCUGCUUUGCUCAUCUCGCGGACCUACCCGUUGAGUCUCCCACGCUAUGGAUGUUCGAGUCUGGCAUAUACAAGCGCGCGUGUCGCUGGUUCGAACGCGGGUGGACCCUUCAAGAGCUCAUUGCGCCCAAGACGCUCGAGUUCUUCGACUGCGAAUGGAACUCGCGCGGCUUCAAGACCGACAGCGCCGUCCUGCGACAAUUGUCAGCGAUGACGGGGAUACAUGGCAAGACUGCCCGAGUACUCAAAAACAGCGCGGCAAUCACCGAAGUUUGCAUUGCGGAGAGAAUGUCUUGGGCGUCAAAGAGGCGGACAACCCGGGUCGAAGACAUAGCCUACUGCCUGCUCGGUCUCUUUCGCGUGAACAUGCCCUUGCUCUAUGGAGAGGGGUCGCGAGCUUUCAUGCGACUUCAGGAAGAAAUUCUUAAGAACAGCACUGACAUGUCUCUCUUCUGUUGGACCGCGCCCCAGGAAGCCUCGCAGCAGUACCGCGGGUUGCUAGCCCGCCAUCCAUCGGAAUUUGCGUCAUGGUACGAUACAGAAUCUACCUCGCGAAAGUCCAUCAGCUGGGCCAUGUGCGAGCAAGAGAAGGAAUUCUCAUCGACCAACAAGGGGAUCCGAAUGGAUGCAACUUUGGCGAGUUUCUUUGUUCAUGGCGAGAACAGAACGUGUCUAAGAUGUACGCUUUUCCCAGACGACUAUGUCGUCUUCAUACCGCUACGAUACCACCGGGACAACAUCUACGUUAGAGAACUUCCUACUACGAUCAUCCCUUCACGUACGACACGGCACGAGCAGGAAACGAUAUACAUCGCCAAGGACGUGGAUGAGCGUAUGUCGAUCAAUCUGCAGGCCAAGAUGGCGGAGACUCUGAGCAUCGACAGGUCCCUACUUCCGGCCAACUUCUCGUUGGAGAUGAUGGAGACCUGGCCCAAGAACUUGUGGCAGUCACAGAGACAGCAUUAUGCCCUGCCCGGAUCAAAGCUAUUUACUUGCAUCACUUCAUACAGCGUCAAUUUUAAAACUGUCAAGGUCGGUGAGGUGUGUCUUAUUUGCCAGCGACAUUCUUCUGCUCUACAGCCUUUACGUUACGCCUUGAUCCCUUUACAAGAAGCAACCGGCCGUGCCGGCAUUAUGUCGCAGAUAAGAGAUCACGAGAGCAGUGGUGCCCGAGGGCAACCCACUGAAGCCUUUAGUUUGAUGGAGCAAUUCAUCAUUGAUGGCCGUCAGGCAGUGGACCUUUCGCACGGGAAUCUCAGCUUCUCACUCUUCGUAACGCGAUACUCCGAGACCGAGGAGAGCAACGACAAACUGUAUUUGAAGGUCACUUCUUUCCAGGACCUUCUUCAUCCACUGCCUAUCAGGAAAUCGAAGACCAUAUCGAUCAGCGAUGGCAAGGGCCCCGGUCAUCGCCUCGAACGUGCUCCUCAAAUCGGAGGGGAUGGCGCCGUAGUACAGCCACCGAAACCAUGCGACAUAGCGGAAGCGGAGCGGGAGAACUCUGGAUAA